This is a messenger RNA of Ogataea angusta, 1143 nucleotides long. RefSeq lists its product as uncharacterized. The transcript has a single exon. Gene Ontology annotation, cellular component: extracellular region. Bases 1 to 1143 code for a protein of 380 amino acids. The record is from RefSeq and is a predicted model, not a curated record. Lineage: Eukaryota; Fungi; Ascomycota; Pichiomycetes; Pichiales; Pichiaceae.
AUGAAAUCGUCUUGCUUUUUCAGAUCUCUCUAUUUUGCGAGCUACUUCUACAGAUCACUUGCACAAGAAGUGGCUACUCAAAGUGAUGAGAAUUGUGUUGUUAAUUUUCAUACGGUUGUCAAGUAUGAAUACGUGUAUGCUAGCAGGAUGGAAACUCAUCUAGAUUCUACUUCGAGUAAAAAUUCUGAUGAUCAUCAUAGUACGGGUAUUUCUCAGCUUUCAAGCUUCCCAACUGACAUAGCAUCGACUAAAACCCCUGUGAUCGAGAUUUCAAGAAGUGGAUUUGGCACAUCAUCGUCUAGCCCUGGAAAUUUGAAAUCAAGCUCAACUGUUCCAACGCUGCCAGAGUCAAGCAAUGAUACUUUCGAUACUAGUAAUGGACCCACCAUCGUUGUGAUAACAUCAUCCUCUUCGAAGGAGCCUACAACACUAUCAAUUUCAGAAGAAUCAUUGCCAAGCACUGACCUCUCCCCAGAACCCAGUGCAAGCCUUGCUAUAACGAGUUAUUAUGUCUCUUCAUCUACAGCAAGCGCCACGUCAUCGCCAAGCUUAAGUGACGACCUAAUAUCAUCAUCAUCAUCGUCGUUGUCAUCAUCAUCAUCUUCCUCGUCGUCAUCGUCAGCGCUCGUGUCCUCAUCGACAUCAUCGUCGAGUUCAUCUGUAUCUUCUUCAUCGCUAUCAUCAUUCGCCCAGACGUAUUUAGAUAGGCACAACUAUUUCAGAGCCUUGCAUGAAGAUACUCCUAACCUCGCAUGGAAUGACGAUGUGGCUGAAGUCGCACAAAGUUACGCUGACGCUUACACAUGUAACGGCGAGUUGGUGCAUUCAGGCAACUCUUUGGAUGGCCAAAGUCUCGGCGAAAAUUUAGCUUAUGGCUACAACUUUGCUACUGCUGGGGCCGUUGACGCAUGGUAUGACGAGAUUAGUCAGUACAACUACUCGAAUCCAGGCUAUUCCGAAGCUACAGGACAUUUCACGCAAUUGGUCUGGAAAUCGUCGACGGAUAUCGGCUGCGCUUACAAGUACUGCGGUUCAUACUUGGGCUACUACAUUGUAUGCAACUAUCUGCCAAUAGGUAAUCUUGUGUUGAUCAGUGACCCAAGUUAUUUCUUUGAACAAAAUGUGAUGCCUCUGAAAUCAUGA